Molecule: messenger RNA, 3637 nt
Organism: Thlaspi arvense
Lineage: Eukaryota; Viridiplantae; Streptophyta; Magnoliopsida; Brassicales; Brassicaceae
Source: the annotation of a GenBank genome assembly
GGAGAUAGGUUGGGAGCGCAUUGCGCCUCUUUCUCCCUCUCCGCUAGAUUUUUGUUUUUUUGUUUGUUUUUGUUUUUGGUUAAUAAUAAUCUUUAGAGAGAGAGAGAGAGAGAGAAAGGGGUGAGAAAGUGUGAGCGAGAAAGUGAGGGAAAAAAAUUCAUUUCAAAAGACAUUCUUUCUUCUGUUGCGCUUCUUCUCCUUAUAUAAACCGCAAAUUUCUCUGUUAUCUUCCUCACAUAGAUUUUUUUCCUCCCUUGACAACCAAACAUUUAAUCGAGAUUUUUCCAUCGCCGAGUUACUGGAGCUUUUUCUCUCUUUGAUCUGGGUUGAUUUUUUUUUUUUUCCAGAUUUUUCCUGCAGAUGGCGACAUCGGAGAUGAAUGAUUUUUCGUUUUCCGUAGUUUCUAUCGUUGAAGAUGUUCUUCAUCAGCAUAGCAGCCGUUCAAGCGACGUUGGGUUGGUCUCCCGGAAAGUUGAGGAAUCUUCUCUGAGAAGGUACGAAGCUGCCGGGUGGCUUAGAGAAACGGUCGGAGUUUCUAGUGGUAGAGAUUUUCCGGCAGAACCUUCUGAAGAAGAUUUCAGGCUUGGGUUGCGAAGUGGGAUCGUACUUUGCAAUGUCCUCAACAAAGUUAGUCCCGGGUCAGUGUCAAAGGUUGUAGAAGCGCCUGAUGAUGUUGCAGACGGAGCUGCGCUCUCUGCUUUCCAGUACUUUGAAAACAUCAGGAACUUUUUAGUUGCCAUUGAGGAAAUGGGUUUGCCAUCAUUUGAAGCUUCAGAUAUGGAGAAGGGAGGCAAGUCUGUAAGGAUAGUGAACUGCAUCCUUGCACUUAAAUCUUACAGCGACUGGAAACUGAAAGGUGGGAUUGGUCCGUGGAGGUAUGGAGUGAAUAUGAACAAUAAUUUUGGAAUGAGAAAACCAUUCCUGAGAAAAAAUCCAGAGCCGUUCACGAGUUCUCUGUCAAGAACUCAGUCUAGUGAAAUCAUAUCAGCUGAUCAACCUUUAUGUUCUGAAGGAGAUUCUAGAUCUAUCAACGCGCUUGUUCGCUCAUUUAUCGCAGACAGAAAGCAUGAAGAUAUUCCUAGUGUUGUAGAGUCUGUGCUGAACAAAGUUAUGGAAGAGGUGCAGCAGCGGUUGUCAAUCCACAAUGAAAUGAUGAAAUCAAGCUCAAAGCAUAUUGCAGAAGAUUAUUCAUCCUGUGAGACAGUGGUACGGUCUCAGCAGUGUGACGUAAGACAAUUUGAGGAAGCAGAAGAAAACAGUCCGCCACAGUACGUAGAAGAAAAGAUCCAAAGGAAAAAUUCUGAACACUACGAAGAACAGGAGAUUCUUCUGAAUCAACAAAAACACAUCCAGGAGUUGAAGCAAACUUUAAACACUACAAAAGCGGGAAUGAAAUUACUGCAGAUGAAAUAUCAAGAAGAUUUCUUUCACUUAGGCAAGCAUUUAAAUGGUUUAGCUUAUGCGGCCACGGGAUACAAAAGAGUUCUUGAAGAAAACCGAAAAUUGUACAAUCUAGUGCAGGACCUAAAAGGAAACAUACGGGUGUACUGUCGCGUAAGGCCAUUCAUGCCGGGGCAACCAACUAAUCUGAGUGCCGUGGAGCACAUGGAUGAAGGGACUAUCACGAUCAGAGUGCCAUCAAAGUACGGGAAAGAAGGGAAAAAACCAUUUAUGUUCAACAAAGUCUUUGGUCCGUCUGCAACACAAGAGGAAGUGUUUUCAGACAUGCAGCCUUUGGUACGGUCGGUUCUUGAUGGCUACAAUGUCUGCAUCUUUGCUUACGGCCAAACCGGGUCGGGGAAAACUUUUACCAUGACAGGGCCUAAGGAACUGACUGAAGAAAGCCUAGGUGUGAACUACAGGGCACUGGCAGAUCUGUUUCUUCUAUCAAAUCAAAGAAAAGACACGACCAGCUACGAAAUCUCAGUUCAGAUGCUUGAGAUUUACAACGAGCAAGUCAGAGACCUCCUUGCAACAGAUGGUCAAACUAAAAGAUAUCCUUUCCUUCGAUUAAAAAAAGUUUUACUAAACAACUCUCAGAAUGGAAUCAACGUUCCGGAAGCAAGCCUAGUGCCAGUCUCCUCGACGGCUGACGUUAUACAGCUGAUGGAUCUGGGACAUAUGAACCGUGCAGUGAGCUCUACAGCCAUGAAUGACAGAAGUAGUCGAUCUCACAGCUGUGUCACUGUUCAUGUCCAAGGCAGAGACCUCACGUCUGGGACUAUCCUCCAUGGUUCCAUGCAUCUGGUUGAUCUUGCAGGAAGCGAGAGAGUGGACAAGUCCGAGGUGACUGGAGAUAGGCUGAAAGAGGCUCAACACAUCAACAAGUCCCUCUCGGCUCUUGGGGAUGUUAUCUCUUCACUUUCCCAGAAGACUUCUCAUGUGCCUUACAGAAACAGUAAACUCACUCAGCUGUUGCAGGACUCCCUCGGAGGAUCAGCCAAGACGCUUAUGUUCGUCCACAUUAGUCCAGAAGCUGAAACUCUUGGAGAAACAAUUAGCACGCUAAAGUUUGCUGAACGAGUUGGGAGUGUCGAGCUAGGCGCUGCUCGUGUGAACAAAGAUAACUCAGAGGUCAAGGAGCUCAAAGAACAGGUUCUUAAACCAGACUGUGACUCACUUACUGUUUUAGUUCAUUCUCGCCAUAAGUUCCCUUGUCUGAUAAUGUUCUCGGGGUUUUACCAGAUUGCUAAUCUUAAAAUGGCUCUGGCGAGGAAAGGAAAUGGUAACGAUGUACCACCAAGCCCUAUACCACUUAACCGUGAGAGGAUAUCGAGAAGAAGAUCACUCGAAACUCCUACCAUUCGACCUAAAGUUCCUAACAUGGGAAAUGCACCAAGCAACCUUAGGCCCCAGAUUAUGGAUCUAAGUGGACCAGAGGCUUUUAGCGAUACAGCAUCUUCAAGAAGACACAGCUUAGAUCUCCAUGAGCUAAUGCAGUCUUCUUCUCCGUCUUGGUCGAGGCAAUCACUCAAUGAUAGAGAAUCUAAGUCUGGGGAGUGGAUCGAUAAGCACGAAGAGUCAAUUCAAGCAGAGAAACUUUACCAAUCAAUUACCCCACAGCAACAAUCACUAAAUGGUAGGAAACAAGAUUUCGAAGUGCAGAGUAUUACAGAUAACGAAUCUGAUGAAGCCGCAACAAGUGAUUGCUCGGAUUCUGAUUUGCUGUGGCGGUUGAGCGUUCAAAUGAAUGUGCCCAGAGUUUCUAAUAUCCAAAGCUCAGCAGACCUCAAGCCGAAGAAAAUUCAGCCUAGAACUGCUAAACUCACAGAAACGAGAAGUCUAAUCCCGUCGCUGAUCCCAGCACCAAGCAAGAGACCUCCGAACACAGUGAGUUUGCAGCCGCAGCGACCAACGAGAGAUGGAAAACGCAGACUGAGUUUAGGCAAGUGAACAUCUUCUCACCAAGUUUUUGUAAAGAGUUGAAAAGAGGAAUGAGAAACCUAAAAAAAAAAACAAAAAGAUUUGUGUUUGUAUAUUGUGAGAAGCCCUCUCUGAUAUGGCCGCUCUUUUGUGCCAUGAAGGUAAAAAAUCUUAGUUUGCUGCUUUGAGUGUACAAAGAAUGAUUUUUUAUAUUAUACAAUCUUCGUUAAGACUUUAAAUGUUACACAAAUGCGUACUAAAUUGCUAUAGAGAC